Molecule: messenger RNA, 2491 nt
Organism: Suncus etruscus (white-toothed pygmy shrew)
Lineage: Eukaryota; Metazoa; Chordata; Mammalia; Eulipotyphla; Soricidae
Gene: MEIS1
Product: Meis homeobox 1
Exons: 12
Coding region: 795-2192 (465 amino acids)
Biological process (GO): positive regulation of cell population proliferation; angiogenesis; positive regulation of transcription by RNA polymerase II
Molecular function (GO): DNA-binding transcription activator activity, RNA polymerase II-specific; RNA polymerase II cis-regulatory region sequence-specific DNA binding
Source: RefSeq, a predicted model, not a curated record
AAUCCACCUCUCCGCCUGUGCAACACACACUUUACACACGCACGGGGGACUGACUGCAAGCGGGCAGCAUCGAUCGUGGCUCCUUUAAGACAAACUCAGACAGACAUUUUUUUUUUUAACCCUCCUCCUCUAAUCUCUCUCCAGUGCAGCAGUUGCAAAGAGGGAGAGAGAGAGAAAGAGAGAGAGAGAGAAAGAGAAAGAGCGAGCUGAGCGAGAGAAGAGAGAAACUGAUUAGGAAUUGGGACCGAUUCUAAGGGAAGCGAGCGCUAGGGCUUUGUGCAUUUGAAUAUUAACAUUUGAGGUGUUCUGAGCAGAAGAAGACAGAGCAGCGGAUGAUCAUUCAUCCACCACGUUGACAACCUCGUCCGUGAUUGACAGCCGGAGUGGCAGAAAGCCAUGAGAUUUGGUAGUUGGGUCUAAGGGGCGCUUUUUUGUUUUUUUGGUUGUUUUUUUUUUUUAACUGAUUUUUUUUUUUUGGAGGGGGGAGAGAAGAUCUGCUUUUCUUUCCUUUUCUUUUUUUUUUUUCUUCUUUUCUUUUUAUUUUUUUUUUCUUUCCCCCGCUGGUGUCUUGGAAACGGAGCGCUUUUAUGCUCAGUGACUCGGGCUCUUUGCUUCAGGUCCCGUAGACCGAAGAUCUGGGACCAGGAGCUCACGUUGCUGGAGACGUUAAGGGAAUUUUUUUUUUUCGUCCUGCUUUUUUAACAAAACAUUUUUCCGGGGGAGUUUGCGUAUUUGUUCCUUUUCACACUGGCCUUAAAGAGGAUAUAUUAAAGUUGAAGUAGGAAGGGAGGCCGAUGGCGCAAAGGUACGACGAUCUGCCCCAUUAUGGGGGCAUGGAUGGAGUAGGCAUCCCCUCCACGAUGUAUGGGGACCCGCAUGCGGCCAGAUCCAUGCAGCCAGUCCACCACCUGAACCACGGGCCUCCUCUGCACUCGCAUCAGUACCCACACACAGCUCACACCAACGCCAUGGCCCCCAGCAUGGGUUCCUCCGUCAAUGACGCUUUAAAGAGAGAUAAAGAUGCCAUUUAUGGACAUCCCCUCUUCCCUCUCUUAGCACUGAUUUUUGAGAAAUGUGAAUUAGCUACUUGUACCCCCCGCGAGCCGGGGGUGGCGGGCGGGGACGUCUGCUCGUCAGAGUCAUUCAAUGAAGAUAUAGCCGUGUUCGCCAAACAGAUUCGAGCAGAAAAACCUCUAUUUUCUUCUAAUCCAGAACUGGAUAACUUGAUGAUUCAAGCCAUACAAGUAUUAAGGUUCCAUCUGUUGGAAUUAGAGAAGGUACACGAAUUAUGUGACAAUUUCUGCCACCGGUAUAUUAGCUGUUUGAAAGGGAAAAUGCCUAUCGAUUUGGUGAUAGACGAUAGAGAAGGAGGAUCAAAGUCAGACAGUGAAGAUAUAACAAGAUCAGCAAAUCUAACUGACCAGCCCUCUUGGAACCGAGAUCAUGAUGACACUGCAUCGACCCGUUCAGGAGGAACCCCAGGCCCUUCCAGUGGUGGCCACACAUCACAUAGUGGGGAUAACAGCAGUGAGCAAGGUGAUGGCUUGGACAACAGUGUAGCUUCCCCCAGCACAGGUGACGAUGAUGAUCCAGAUAAGGACAAAAAGCGUCACAAAAAGCGUGGCAUCUUUCCCAAAGUAGCCACAAAUAUCAUGAGGGCGUGGCUGUUCCAGCAUCUAACACACCCUUACCCUUCUGAAGAACAGAAGAAACAAUUGGCACAAGACACGGGACUCACCAUCCUUCAAGUGAACAAUUGGUUUAUUAAUGCCCGGAGAAGAAUAGUGCAGCCCAUGAUAGACCAGUCCAACCGAGCAGUAAGUCAAGGAACACCUUAUAACCCCGAUGGACAGCCAAUGGGAGGUUUUGUAAUGGAUGGUCAGCAACACAUGGGAAUCAGGGCACCAGGGCUGCAAAGUAUGCCAGGGGAGUAUGUAGCCCGGGGUGGUCCAAUGGGUGUGAGUAUGGGACAGCCAAGUUAUACCCAGCCCCAGAUGCCCCCCCAUCCUGCUCAGCUGCGUCAUGGGCCCCCCAUGCAUACGUACAUUCCUGGACACCCUCACCACCCAACAGUGAUGAUGCAUGGAGGACCGCCCCACCCUGGAAUGCCAAUGUCAGCAUCAAGCCCCACGGUUCUUAAUACAGGAGAUCCAACAAUGAGUGGACAAGUGAUGGACAUUCAUGCUCAGUAACUUAAGGGAAUAUGCAUUGUCUGCAAUGAUGACUGAUUUCAAAUCAUGUUUUUUCUGCAAUGACUGUGGAGUUCCAUUCUUGGCAUCUACUUUGGACCAAGGAGCAUCCCUAAUUCUUCCUAGGGACUCUUAAAAAGCAGGAAAUACCAACUGAAGUCGAUUUGGGGGACAUGCUAAAUAACUAUAUAAGACAUUAAGAGAACAAAGAGUGAAAUAUUGUAAAUGCUAUUAUACUGUUAUCCAUAUUACGUUGUUUCUUAUAGAUUUUUUAAAAAAAAAUGUGAAAUUUUUCCACACUA